ACCUCUAUCAGCCUUUUUAUUUUUCCUCACUGGACGUGUGUUGUUCGGCAUUCAUUCGCCGCGUAUGUCAGCCGAUUUGGAUUAUGUCUCGUGUUAAAGGUAUGGUCUUAGUGAGGUGGUUGACCGUAUUAUCUGCCGUCCUCGUUCUCUCUCAGCCCGCCUCCGCCUCCGCCAUGCCCUUGGUCCCAAGCCUUCCGAAGACCGUGGAAGAGCAGGGCGUGUCCCUCGUCAACAUCUGGAACCACGCCCUCAGGAACCAGAAGGACGAAGGCGGCAGUCCCCUUGUGAGGAGCGAACCAGGUCCCAGGACGAUUCUGGCCCCAAGUCCGUUCCUGAUGAUGAACCUGGUGCCCCAAGACGCGAUCCACCCACUCUACAAGGACGCCGACCUUCGCACGGAGUUUCUUCUGGACUACAUGCUCGAAGCCGCCGUUUCCCCCGACGACCCGAAGCUGGCGGAGGAGGAGGGGCUGACGGUGCCCAAUCUGUUCGGGAAAUCGAUCACCUUUAGGAAGGACGCCGAGGGAAAAGUGAGCGUCGAAGGGCAGACUGUUGAGGAUUCGAAGCAGCUCUCGGACGGGAUUUUGCUCUACCAGCUCCCCGGGUUCUUGUUCGACCACCAGCAGCGUGUCAGGGAGGCUUUCGAAGUGCUGCAGAAGGAGGCCCCGAGAUACGGUCCUUUUGGGAGGCCCCUGAACAUGCCCAUGCCUCCAAUGAAACCGCCGCAAUAAGAAACUAUUGAUUGAGGUUUUAGUCACUUAGUAUUUUAACAAAAAAAUAUUUUACUCUUUAUGGGCUUUAACUUUUUUCAAUAAUCAUAUAUUUUGAUAGAAUGAACGCAAAACUACCAUCUUGGAUAAAGGAAAAGUAAAUGAAAAUAAUAAAAUUGGAUAAUGACUAA
This is a messenger RNA of Penaeus monodon (black tiger shrimp), 901 nucleotides long. RefSeq lists its product as uncharacterized. The record is from RefSeq and is a predicted model, not a curated record. NCBI's taxonomy places the organism in Eukaryota, Metazoa, Arthropoda, Malacostraca, Decapoda, Penaeidae. The transcript has 5 exons. Bases 84 to 731 code for a protein of 215 amino acids.